AUGAAAGGCCCACCGGUGCGCCUUCACAUCAAGCCUGGAGUGACGCCAAAGUUCUUCAAGGCAAGAAAGGUACCCUACGCUCUGUUGGAUAAAGUUUCAGAGGCAUUAGAUCGACUCGUGGCAGCUGGGAUUAUAUCACCAGUGACGCACUCGGAAUGGGCUACGCCCAUUGUUCCAGUCUUAAAGAAAGACGGCACAGUUCGCAUUUGCGGUGACUUCAAGGUUACCUUGAACUUAGUAUGCGAGCUGGAACAAUACCCGCUGCCUCUUAUUGAGGAUAUUUUUGCACAAUUAGGUGGGGGGGAGCGGUUCAGCAUUUUGAAUUUGCGCGACGCCUACAACCAGAUCCUGCUAGACGAAGAGUCUCGCAAAUUGGCCGUGAUAAACACCCACAAGGGCCUCUUUGCUUCAAACCGCCUCCCGUUUGGGAUUGCUUCGGCACCGGCGAUAUUUCAAAGGCGGAUUGAAUCAAUCCUACAGGACUUGUCUGGGGUGCAAGCGUACCUAGAUGACGUGUUGAUAGCGGAAGAGGGUGACAGCGAAAACCGCAAUCUGAUGGCUGUGCUUGGGCCCUUCUGUGAACAUGGCAUUAAGCUUCGUGCUGAUAAGUGCCCGCGUUAG
Rhipicephalus microplus (southern cattle tick) is the source of this 621-nucleotide messenger RNA. RefSeq lists its product as uncharacterized. NCBI's taxonomy places the organism in Eukaryota, Metazoa, Arthropoda, Arachnida, Ixodida, Ixodidae. The record is from RefSeq and is a predicted model, not a curated record.